AUGGAGAAAAAACUCGCAGAAGCAAAAUCCAAGAGUUCGGUUCGGUUCAAUCAAUUUAUCGAUUGGUCCAGCGACGUUAUCAAUAAAACAACGGGGUACGACCAAAUCACGGAGAUGGAAAAGGCAGUGAUUGAGUCAGAACGAACCUUUGAGAAAACUACGCAAGAGCUGAGAGAUCUAAACGCUUCUUAUAUGAAUAAGCAGCAAAAAGUGAUGCAGCUGCAAUUGGAACGCUCAGGACUCCUGGCAAAGCCCAAACGAACCACCGAGGAAAACAAGCGUCUCGCCGAAUUGGUAGCCAACGAGAACGAAUGGGAAACUCCCUUAGAGAGCCUUCGGAAGGACUACCAAGAACUGUUUGAAACGCAGAAGAAGCAGCUGGAAGACUACAAAGAGAAGAUUUACAAGCGAUAUUAUGAGGAACGAGCGUGGGAACAGAAGAUUCGAAGACUGGGUCAGUAUUCGUAUAUUGCAAUGUUGUUUUUGAACGUCCUCACAUUCUGUUAUACGCGAUACGAUCGAAAGAGAAUUCGAAAAAACAUGGAAAACACCAUUUCGUCGAAUGUAGCGUAG
Messenger RNA from Blastocystis hominis, 573 nucleotides. RefSeq lists its product as hypothetical. NCBI's taxonomy places the organism in Eukaryota, Bigyra, Opalinata, Blastocystidae. The coding region runs from base 1 to 573 and encodes 190 amino acids. The transcript has 3 exons. The record is from RefSeq and is a predicted model, not a curated record.